ACACUAAACAUUUGCUAGUACUGGAAAGCACAAAGCCAGAUUCUUUAGGUUCUGGUCCAAGUGAAGCUCUCCCUGUCCCUCUUCCAUUUUCCCUCUCCAUGAGCCCAUUUCAGAGGGAUUGGAGCUGCAGAUAUCUAGUUAUCUAAUAAUCCUAGAUUGGUCUAGUUUAAGGCUUUUUGUGACUUGAAGUGAUCUUGGGAUCAUCUACUCAAGAGGGGUUUAAAGAUAGGGCUGAGGAUUUAGCUCAGUGGUGCCACUGCCUGCCUCGCAAGUGCAAGGUCCUGAGUUUGAUCCACCAUACUAAAAAAAAAAAAAAAAAAAAGAGGCUGACUAAAAUUAUGCUUGACAAUAUCCUAGUAAAGCACAGGACAAAUGUCUGGCUUCCUGUCUCUCAGCCCAUGUGUUGUCACUUGAGAAUAUUUCUCCCAGCCUUCUCUAUUGCUUACCCUGUAGGUCUCAAAGAGCAACUUUUUUUUUCCUCCAGCAAUACUUGGGCAUUGCUGCUCUCCAUUUUCUUCCAGGAACUAAUUACUAUCUGAAAGCAUCUUCUUCAUGUAUUUGCUUAUUUUCAUUUACCUUUGAGUGGACUUUAAACUUCAUAAAAGUUGGGAUUCUGCUUGUCUGUUUCCCUGCUAUAUCCUCAGUGCCUAGGAUGGUUCCCAGAAAAUAUGGUGUGUUUGAACUAUACAGCAAAUGUUCAAAUUAAAAACCUUUAUGACAGUUAAAGCAAUGCCAUUAGUCCCCCUCAAAACACUCUCUUGCUUCAAAACAUCUCAUCAUUCUUGCCACUUCCUUUGUCCUUUGAUGAUUUAUUGUUUUGUGUAUUCAGUCUCGUGAAUUUUUAAUAUAGUAAUUUCAAUUUUCUUUAAGAUCUUUUAGCUGAAGAAGGGUGAGAUUAAUUGAAAAGAUCACAGGAAACUUUUACUCAAAACUCACAGGGCUAAAUAGCAUAAGAGAAAUUUUAGUACUACGUCUGAGUCUAUGUAAUGCAAGAACAUAUUGCGUGGAAAAGCAGCAGUUGAAGAAACAGGAGAAUUGAAUGUGAUAAUCCCUGGCAAACAACAAAUAUUCCAGAGAAAGCUAAAAAUUUUCCAAAAUUAUGAAGCUGAUAGAGCUCAGGCAGAGAUUUCCAAGGAAGUAAGUAAAGUGUAGGCUCUAGGGAGAAUGAAUAGAAAAUAGAUUAAUGUUUGUAUGUGACAGGUUGAGCAGGUAGAGUUGGAAGGAGGGAUUCAGAAAGCUCAGGAGGUUGGUGGAGCUGCUGCACUGGAGGGGGGAGGGGCGGUGGUCCAGCCUCUGGUUCUGGCCACCCCUCCCCCUCCCUCGGUGUGUAUGGGGGGUUCCUUUAUGAUGAGGAUAAUACAGCUCUAUGAUGUAGGGCCCGAGUGCUCCUCCUUGACCUGCAAGAGAACUCUCAGGGUUCAGUUGCCCACGAGCGACAGUAGCUUCAGAUGUUGGAGAAUCUUCUCUCUCUUCUGGAGAGCGAUAGCGCCUCAUGGCUAAAUUUCAGUUCCACUGCUUGGGUGAUGGAUAUGAUCCUAGCCGUUGCAUGUGGAGUGUUCAUUUUCCUCCUGAUAUCUCCAUUCCUUCCGGAUUGUCUAUCGGUACCACCACCACCAGUGAGAAAGAAAAAUCUCAGAAAGUACCAUAUGGUGAAAAAAAGCUGGAGCAAGAUGAGAAAGAAGAGCUGCACUCGGAAAGCUCGUAGAGAUUGCUGGGAAGAAGGGGAGGGGAUUGAUGAUCUGGCUUUAUUUCUACAAAGCUCCCUUGGGAAUCUUCUCCAUGGCAGCAGACUUUAUCAGCUAUUAAGAGAAGAUGCCCCUGAUGAGGAGUUCCAUUCGGUAUCUGACAGACCAAUUAGGCAGCCUUCGGAGAAUUGUUUUGUCUCCGCCUCAUCCUCUUUGGUUUCCCUAGCUCCUUUGACUGAGCACCUUCCACCUGUGGUCCCCACCUUGUCACCAGGUUUGAAGACUUUCCCAGUUUCUCUUGGGUCACAGCCAGCCUCGAGUGCCUCUCUACCACCAGAGCCUUUGACUCCUCCAAGAUGCCUUUCACCCCAGCCGCUUUUGCUUUCUACUUCGCCAUCACGUACUGCUAGUCCCAUGGCCUCCUGGCCACCUCUGCCAGACCCCAGCCUGGCUCUUCCUCAGUGGGAUUCAUCAUCACUCCCAUUGGGGAUCAUCCCACAGAACUCGAGUCCACCCAACAACUGCUCAUUGUCUUCCCCUGCCCCAGCAAUUUCAAUUCUUGGUCAUUCAGGCUGUCCCAUCUCAGCCCUCUCCCAUGGUCAGGAGCCUCCCAGAGCCUUGUGCCACUCCAGCUUAUCAGACAGUGAAUGCCAGGGAGGUCACCUUACCUGCCAAUCACCAGAGGCCUCAGUCCUGCCAGACAUUGCACACACACAGGUAGAGGAUGGGAGUUCUUACUUCCUCAAUCCUGAUGUCCAGAAAGUGCUAGAAAUACUGAUUAACAAGAAGGUGGAACUGAAGAUUUAUAAGAACACUAAAGAGGAAGGACAAAACAUUCCCCGGUAUUCUCUGGGGAACAUGUUAAAAUCACCGGACAAAGAAGAAGAUCCUAUCACCUCACAGGCCUUCUGGAAAACAAAAGGCAAAGCAGACCAUCUUCCUGCUUCACAGCAGCUUUUUUACCCCAAGGUCUUGGGAGACCAAUUGCAGCAGAAAUGCAGCCAGCUUUUCUGGGGUCUCCCCAUUCUACACAGUGAGUCCCUGAUGGAUAAUAUCAGGGCAUCUGGUGCCUCAUUAGAGAUUUCUCCUAUUUCAUUCAAUGGACUAUAUAAUCAUGUCCUGGUACAAACUAAUGUACCUCCACAAGUCUUUUCCCCCCAGCCCGUAGUCCACCAUGUGGCACAACCCCAAACUUUGACUCGAACCAUGCCUUCAUGCAAGACUCCACCUGUGUCUCAGAAACAGACCCAGGAGCAUGUUCCAUCUCUCCCAGUUGUACCUUGCCCUUCACCUCCAGUUAGGGCCUCGGAUGUUUCUUGUCCUACCAAUAAGAAGGGGAGGCAAUAUCCUAUUGCACCUACUAUUCAAUACCUACAACACAAACUUUUGAAGGAGCAAAAGGAGAAUAGGAGAGUUUUACCUUCUGUGGUCAAAAAAUCUCAGAAAGUCAUUAGCCAAUCUAUUGACAAAUACCAGGCCAGCCAGGAAAACAAGUCCUCCAUCAACUUCCCAGUGGAUGUUAUACAAUCUAAGCUCCAGGAAGAAAUGGAGCAACCUUAAAAAAUGGACAUGUGUGAACUGCCUCAGCAGAUCCACCUAACUCUGGGCUUGACAGAGCUCAGAGAAAAAUACCCAGGGACAAGUCAGGCAAAGGAAAAUUUUGGGCCUCCCCAGACCUCAGUGCUUUCAGAUAAAAGCAGCCAGGUCAUACAAAAGAUCAGGCCAGGGUGCCCAGAAAUAUUACAGGAAGAGAAAUACUCAAGCGAUAACCUGGAAAAGGUCCUAAAAAGUCUGUCUGGGAGUCCAGAAAACUCCCCAGUAAAUGAUCUAGAGUUUAGACCCCCAAGAAGUGAUUCAGGAAAUGAUUCAGCAAGAGUUCCAGACCAGAAGCACCUAGACGACAGCAUCAAAGUCCAUUCAAGUGGGAAGGCUGAGCAGACUGAGGACAAAAUCCCUUUGGAUGUUGAUUAUUCCACUCUUAGUGUAGACCAUGCUUGUGACCCUUCAGGAAAUUCCAAUACCCCUACUGAAACUGGGAAUAAGCCAUUUUUGAAGGAUCAAGAGAACAGCAAGAACAUCCAGGAUUUCUCUUUUCUUGAUCCUGACACUCAACAGGUGCUGGAAGCACAUAUAAAAAGGUUUUGGGUGAGGCACAGGUGGGGCCUAACCCUCAGGGUCAUCAAGGCCGUAGGUAUCUUCAAAUUGAAAAAAGCUGAUGCUUUAUUCUUUCCACAGCCUGCCUCUUCCUCCUCAGCCUCCAGUAACUCCAUGGCUGACUCCACCUCCCAGAAUAUCAAAUUCCUGGGAGAACCAUCUCGGAAAAUUCUAGGAGAGAAGGUGAAAGCAAUUAUAUCAGUUCUCAAAAUGCAGGGUCUUCUCACUCAAGUCUCCAACAGGCCUGGGAUAGGUACCUUUGGGCCAAGUUCAAGGCCAAAAAUAGACAGGUAUGAGCCACAGGACAGUGGAGUUGUGGGCUCAGGAGACCCUUUCCAUAGUGUGUCAACAGAGGAGAUGAAUAUAGGAUGUCUACAUUUAAGGGCUGGAGACAUCAAGGAGACAGUGAAGACUGAGAAGAAGCAGUCCUCUGACUGGGCAGUUACCAAGGGAGCCAGUGUGAUGUCAACCUCCCAAAAUCUUAAUCAAAGAACAGGAAGAUCCAGGAACAAAAGGAGCCCAGGAUCUCGAAACCCCAGUAUCCACCAAAGAGCAAGAGUAACGUGUUUGACCCACCGGGGAGAGUGCUUUGAGAGCCCAAGAAGAAUGAUCACUAAUAGACCAUCAUCUUCCCGAGGGAUAUGCAACCUCCUAAUGAAGGAGAGAAUGAGCCAGGAACAAAAGGAGCUCAGGAUGGCCAAACUCCAGGAUCCAAGGAUGAGUAAGAGUAAAAUGUUUGUUUCACCAGAGAGGAAAAAGAGCUUCGAGAGGCCCAAAACAGGAGGGAAGGAAGGCAGAUUUGUAAGAGGGAGGGGGGUUGGAGAGCUGAUUCCUUCUUCUCAGCUCAGGGAAAUAAGAGACACGAUGGGGAGCAAGUCUCUGCUCCUGUCAGAGAAAAAACAAGCAUCUUCAGAAAGCACCUUUGGGAACAGAGUAAGGAACUUUCUGCAGCACAUAUUGUCCGAUAAAGGCAGAGGGGAAGCAGAGUCCAUGCAGAAAGUCAAGUCACCAUCAACCACUACCCAAAGUCAAGGGUCAGUCACAAGCAGCAGACUCUGCAUGGAUAGUGGUUCCAUUGACGCUCAGGUGCUUGCGACCACUAUUGGACGGAUCCUGGAAGAGAAAAUGAAGCUACAACAUGAACUUUGUGCUUCAAAAGAAAAUGUAACCCAAGGGAAACCCCAGACAGAUAGGUGGUCCUCCUAUGGCAAGAAUGCUUCCUUACCUCAGCAGAGGAGAAUAAUGAGCAACAUGGCCUGUGGUCAGCGAGUCAGUCCCAAGGGCCACAGCCAUCUGACAAAUAGUAUGGUGAACACUGACAGGGAAAGCAAUCCUGCCUUCCCUCCCAGGGAGACUCAGCUCCUAACCAAUCACUUCCACCGUAUGCCCGUGGGGACAGGAACCUCAGACCACCCUGUUCACUGCCCCAGGCACUGUACCCUUCAGAAAAGGGUGUGUCCCAGUCAGUCACAGAAUGCUUCUCGCGUCUAUCCUAGUUUGCUGACUAAACCUGAUUUGUUUCAUUAAAGCACAUCUUGUGAGGGAUAAUGGCAUCUUCCUACUGAGAUGCCUGUUGCUUUCCAAUAAAUAUUUUUUCUCCUUAUCAGAGCGU
This is a messenger RNA of Fukomys damarensis (Damara mole-rat), 5451 nucleotides long. Its product is annotated as spermatogenesis-associated protein 31A3-like. Lineage: Eukaryota; Metazoa; Chordata; Mammalia; Rodentia; Bathyergidae. The record is from RefSeq and is a predicted model, not a curated record.